Molecule: messenger RNA, 1938 nt
Organism: Mytilus trossulus (common blue mussel)
Lineage: Eukaryota; Metazoa; Mollusca; Bivalvia; Mytilida; Mytilidae
Exons: 8
Coding region: 33-1529 (498 amino acids)
Source: RefSeq, a predicted model, not a curated record
AACACUAAAUACUCACAUACAUUGAUAAAAACAUGUCCUCUUUUAAUUUUGUGAUUUUGUUAAUUGUUUUAUAUAAUUUCGUAUCAGUUGUUGAUGGUAGUGAAGCGAAAUCAUGGGUGGAAGCAAGAAACAAAUGUAAGACACAGAACAAGAUUUUGUUACCAAACAAGACAGUUCAUCAACAGUUUGAACAUCACUACAGAACUAAUAAAUCUUUAUGGACAUCUGAUUAUAUACUUAAUUUAGGAUGCAAUAAUAGUACUGGAGUUUGUUCGGGUCUAGACGUAGAACAAGUUCUACAGAAUGAAUCUCACGUUGGAUUAUGUCAACAAGAUUCGUCAGCAACUGUUUCUCAAACAAAAUCUACUUUUCGAAUUGGAUUGAAACGUCAUUACGAGAGAACAUGCAGAGAAGGUAGCCUGUCGAACAUCAGCAAUAUGAAUACACUUCAUAAUGUAAUUGAAGAGAUGUCAUGGAAUACAAACUACUGGAUUAACUCUAUAAAUCUUGAUACUGACAGCUUUGUUCUACAUUGUAUGCUGUUCACCAAAUAUCCAAACAGAACGGGAGAGUUAACACGACUGACAGCUAGUGCUUGUAGAAAAAAAUAUGACUUUAAAUGUAUAAAAGGGGAUCAUUAUGGCACAGUUAUUUCUAAAAGGAAACUCCCAAACAAUAUCGAUUCUACACCAGUACAAUUAUGGGAAAAGAAUCAACCGGGAUACAUGUCUGACGAUGGAACAAAAUUCUUCCAGAUAAGUGGGGCUGUUUCAUUGGUUGUUAUUGUUUUUGGACUGAUUAUCAUCGGAUGUUUGAUCAGGCGAUGGAUAUCAAAAAUGAAAGAACAAUUGGUUGAAACACUUCGACAAAAAUAUGAACAUCAUAUGUAUGACGUUGAAAGAGUAGAACCAGAGCCUGAAAGCGUUCCACAAACACCAGUGUCACUCGGUGGAGAUUCUCUAUACGAAAAUGUUCCUACCGGCAUAGAGUUAUCACGCGAGGCAAAUAUGACUGUUAGUUACAUGACAUCAAGAGAAAUAAGACCCCCAGUAACAGUGCCAACUGGUGCUGUAGAAGCAUGGACACAGAAUGCAUUACCACCAAGAUUAACUUUACCACAACGUUUACCUUCCCGUGAAAAAGCCAUCCGACGAAAAACUGGCAGUCGUCAAUUUAAUACACACCUUAAACCAACUCGCAAAAAACAAUCUUUACCGGAAACGUGUCAACAGAAUAGCAGUGGUAAUGUACAGAAGAAAAUUGACGAAAUAUCAAAAGUUGAGGCAUCCGCACCUGUGACAGUCCACCGACCAAAGCCAAGCCCCAAACCUCACACAAAAGAUGUAACACUGAAGUAUAAAACUAAUACCUCGAGGAUAAAGGACGGAAUUCAAGUACAUGACAUUAGUGGAGAAUUUGCUUUUAAUUUAAAUACAGGUCAAACUAGUGACAUUGAAAAUACAGACAACUUGGGAGAAGACCAGGAUUACGAAAAUAUCUGGCUGAACAAUAACGAACAGUCCUUCUAAGAAGAAUUAAGCAAACUUAGAAUUUUUAUGAUUUUACUCCUAGAUUUUUUAAUAAUAAUCAUUAUAUUUUGGCAAUAUUGAUUAAAAAAAAGUUUCGUAAAGCAAUUAAUACUAUUUUGUUUACGAUUGAACAAUGGAGUUGAAGAAACACUGAAAUUGUUCUAGUUUAUAUGGUAUGCCAAAAUAGGAACGUACACACAGUAAUGAAGUAUGUGUACAUUACCAAAAACAUUCAUUUGUUUUCAAAUUAUAGCGUAAAAACUCAUCUGAGAUAGCAUUCAAUAUAUGAAUGGACACAGUUAUGUUGAAUAAAUGUAAUAAUAAAUAUUUCUUCUUUAUUGUAAGAAAUUGUAAUAUAAAUGUGUAUUCAAAGCAUCUAAGAAUUUACAAUACUUAUAUGUAUAUUUGA